Molecule: messenger RNA, 2591 nt
Organism: Glycine soja
Lineage: Eukaryota; Viridiplantae; Streptophyta; Magnoliopsida; Fabales; Fabaceae
Product: cellulose synthase-like protein H1
Exons: 9
Coding region: 155-2395 (746 amino acids)
Biological process (GO): plant-type primary cell wall biogenesis; cellulose biosynthetic process
Cellular component (GO): plasma membrane; trans-Golgi network
Molecular function (GO): mannan synthase activity; cellulose synthase (UDP-forming) activity
Source: RefSeq, a predicted model, not a curated record
GUAAAAAAUUGUUUAUUCGAUUUAUACUCUGUCCACAAAGGAGUCUAGUCUUUUUCUGAUCCUCUCAACACCAAUUAUUUCACAACUUUUCUGUUUUCAAAUCCCUUGACAACAAAUAAUAGUGCAACUGUUCUAGUCUCUUAGGAUCUGUUCAAUGGCCAACCAAGGGCAUGACCUCCCUCUCUAUGAAAAAGUUUGGCUCAAGCGCAGAUUACAAAGAGUGAUAGACACCUUGAUUCUAUUCCUCCUACUCUUGCUUCUAAAUUACCGUGUUUUAUCAUCCAAUAGCUUCACUUUUCCAUGGUUCCUUGCUUUGUUAUGCGAAUCUUGGUUCACCUUCACUUGGAUAGUGAUUCUCAACUCCAAGUGGAGUCCUGCAGUAACCAUAACCCACCCAGAUCGUCUCUUGCAAUGGGUAUCUGAGCUUCCACCAGUGGACUUGCUUGUGACAACAGCAAAUCCUAUACUAGAACCACCAAUCAUCACAGUCAACACUGUUUUGUCUCUUCUAGCGCUUGAUUAUCCAGCUAACAAGUUAGCUUGCUAUGUUUCUGAUGAUGGCUGUUCCCCUCUUACUUUUUAUGCCCUUGUGGAAGCCUCCAAAUUCGCUAAGUUUUGGGUACCUUUCUGUAAGAAGUACAACGUGCAGGUCAGAGCACCCUUCAGAUACUUCUCUGAUGUUGCCACUAACAAAAGUGAAGAGUCACUUGAAUUCAAACAAGAAUGGCUACAAAUGAAGGAUAUGUAUGAAAACCUUAGCCGUAAAAUUGAAGAGGUGACAUGCAAAACAAUUUCAUUCCAACUUGAUGGAGAAUUUGCAGUUUUCUCAAAUACAGAUCAAAGAAAUCAUCCAAGCAUCAUUAAGGUUAUAAUUGAGAACAAGGAUGGUAUUUUUGAUGGGUUGCCUCACUUAAUUUAUGUAUCCAGAGAGAAGCGUCCGCAGUAUCAGCAUAAUUACAAAGCCGGAGCCAUGAAUGUCUUGACAAGGGUCUCCGGGUUGAUGACCAAUGCUCCCUUUAUGUUGAACGUAGACUGUGACAUGUUUGUGAACAAUCCCAAGAUUGUUCAACACGCUUUGUGCAUUUUGAUGGAUUCACAAAGAGGAAAAGAAGUUGCGUUCGUUCAAUGUUUCCAACAAUUCUACGAUGGAAUAAAAGAUGACCCUUUUGGAAAUCAGUGGGUGAUUGCAUUUGAGUACAUUAUACGGGGCAUGGCAGGACUUCAAGGACCUUUCUAUGGGGGAACAAACACCUUCCAUAGAAGAAAUGCUAUUUAUGGUCUUUAUCCUCAUGAAAUUGAAAGCGGGAGAAAAGGAAAAUUAGAAGAAAAGAUAUUAAUACGACAAUUUGGAAGUUCAAAGGAGUUUAUCAAAUCAGCAGCUCAUGCCUUGGGAGGGAAUGCAUAUUCUGCUAAUGAUAUCACUCCUUCCAACUUUAUUGAGGCAGCAACCCAAGUUGCUAAUUGUGAAUAUGAAGAUGACACUUUCUGGGGUAAACAGAUGGGGUGGCUGUAUGGAUCAAUCUCAGAAGAUGUGCCAACCGGGUUGAAUAUUCAAAGAAGAGGUUGGAGAUCAGAGUGCUGUACACCAGAUCCAAUUGCCUUCACAGGAUGUGCUCCUGGAGGAUUACUCACUACAAUGGUACAACAAAAGAGAUGGGCCUCAGGCCUCACUGUUGUCUUUUUUGGGAAGCAUUCUCCUCUCAUGGGCAUGCUCUUUGGUAAGAUCCAAUUCAGGGCAGGCUUGUCUUAUUUUUGGCUUACCAAUUGGGGUUUGCGUGCUUUCUUCCUAGUUUGCUAUGUUGCUCUACUUGAAUACUGCAUAAUUACCAACACCAAUAUCUUUCCUAAGGGACUUGGCCUUUGGAUUCCAAUUGCUCUAUUUGUGAUUUACAACGCACAUACUCUAUUAGAGUACCUUACAAUUGGGUUGUCCAUGAGACAUUGGUGGAACAAUCAGAGAAUGUGCAUAAUUAGAACCACCACUGCAUGGUUUGUUGGAUUUUUGAGUGCUGUGCUCAAGCUAUCAGGGAUAUCAGAUACUGUCUUUGAAAUAACAGAGAAGGAACAAUCGACUUCUGGUGCUGAUGGAAACAAUGCAGAUGCUGGAAGGUUCACGUUCGACGAGUCUCCAGUUUUUGUGGUAGGCACGACCAUUUUGUUGGUGCAUUUGACAGCAAUGUUGAUCAAGUUUUGGGGGUUGCAACCAAAUCAUAGUGGUAAUGGGAGUGGACUUGGGGAAUUCAUCUGUAGUACGUAUUUGGUAGUGUGCUACUGGCCUUAUUUUAAAGGACUGUUUGCUAGAGGAAAAUACGGGAUUCCCCUAUCCACCAUUUGCAAGUCAGCAGUGUUUGCAUUAGUCUUUGUGCACUUUUGUGGAAGUAAAGUUAUCAGUUGAUGACUUGAGUUUUCUGUAGAUGUUGUUCUCAUAUAUCUUUGCAUUAUGUGCUUUUUAUAUGUUAGUUAUUACUUAUUAAUGAAUGGAAGGUGCUCAAAUUAAUUUGGAGAAUAACAUCACUUUCAGCAGCUCCAGUCUGUAUAAAUAUUCAUGGUCAUGGAUGAAUUUAAAAUUUGUUACCAUCCCUUUGUCGUUA